Molecule: messenger RNA, 2670 nt
Organism: Triplophysa dalaica
Lineage: Eukaryota; Metazoa; Chordata; Actinopteri; Cypriniformes; Nemacheilidae
Product: TRAF3-interacting JNK-activating modulator
Exons: 16
Coding region: 612-2270 (552 amino acids)
Source: RefSeq, a predicted model, not a curated record
AGCGGUCGAGAUGGACAUAUUAGUUAUUUGAAUGCGUUAAAAAACUAUUGAAAAUACGACAUAUGGCAGAGCUUCCUUGUUUAUUUUUUAUUUUUAUUUAAAUACGUUACGAAAUCCCAAAAAUUCUCAAAAAUUUAACAUAGAGAAAGGCUAUAGCCAUACCUUCAGUGCAAAACAACAAACAGGGACCCCCCUAGAAGUGUCUAUUUAGAAGAGGCAACAUCUUAAACUCCUCCCUGGUCCUAAUCUAUGGCCCCAUCCAUGUUUGGCAUCAGUUUCAAUACGCAUGGCUGCUGAGAUAGAGGAACUCAUGCAAGUUGUGAGGUUCAUCUUACUUCCUGUUAAACAAGCAAGGCAGAAGACAUAGACCGCCCUUUGUUGAAUGAACUAGUUUUCAACUGCCAUGUCAACUUCAAACUCUUCUUUCACAGUUAUUUUGUCUUCAAGGACUUCUCUAAGAGCAGCUGCCUGCCUGCUUUAGAACAACAGAAUAUGACAGCAGAUGUGAAUAACUGGACACACAUCAUAAAGAAAUUGUCACUUCAAGAAACAACAUCUAUUUAUAUUGUGAAGUGACAAUCCAGUGAGUAAUACGUUCCCACUGAGAAAGAAUGGAGUGUGCUGAUGACAACGAAAAACUGCAGACCACGACUUACGAGCAUAAAGUAGAACAGCGUGCAGUGAAGCACAGAGAAAUUAGCGAUCGGAACAACCAGACAUUGUGUCGUAGUCCUACGAGAGAUCUGGACACAAGGUGGAUUAAAACCGAAAUGCAUCGCAAAAGGCAAUUUGAGUUUUCAAAGAGAAGACCAGUGGACCGGGACAUAUAUGACCCGUUAUCUUCAAUGCCAAGGCGCAAAUACUUAAGGGAAUCCCAGUAUGCACCAGAGCAUAUGACGCAAACUUUAACGUCAAUCAGGCGGCCCUUGAUAACAAGUGAAAACAUAAAACUCAGGAGAGAUUAUAUAAACUAUGCAAACCAGACAGUUUCCACCUCUUCAACAAAUGAUGAAAAUGAUCCAAGGCUGAAUGCAGUGAGAUGGGAUGAUCCAGUUCUCAAUUCUGUCUGGGUUAGAGGGAAAGAGAGAAAGGAACGAGUUUUUGCACAAGACAUAACUCAGGACUCAAAGAAUCAGAAGACUUUACUCUCAACCAGCACGCAAACAGAGUCUGGAUUUGUGACUGUCAAAGAAGCAGAUGUGCAACAGUUAGCUCAUUAUUUGGAGGAGGCCUUACACAGAGAAGAGGCUCUUAAAAACAAACUUGCCAGUCUUCAGAAAAGUGCCUCUACAUUGGUGCGUUCAACAGAGCUCCUAUGGAAGACACGCUGUGAUGAGGACUUGCUGAAGAGUAAGAUCAAAGCUCUGGAGGCACAGCUGCAGGUUUGCAUCAAGAAGAUACCUCAGGAUGGAGUGAAAAAAGUGGUGCUAAAGAUGGAGAAACAGAGGGAGGAGUAUGAGCAGAAAUCUCUGAAGGCUAUUCAGAGGGCGGAGAACGAGAAGGCGGAGGCUCAGAGCAAAAUGGAGCACCUCCAGGGGAUGCUGCAGACAACCCAGACCGAGUCGGAGCAUUGGCAUAGGCUUUGUGAGGAGCUGAGAGAGGGUUCAAACCAGCUUAAACAGAGACAUGAUGAAUGCACCGAUCAGAUAUUACAUCUGCAAGGCCAGUUAGAGCAGUCUGUUGGACACGAGGAGAUGCUGACAAAGCAGACAGAAUCUCUUCAACAGGAGACAACAGAGCUUCAGUCGUGCAUUUCUGAACUGGAGGAAGAGAACCUCGCUCUCAGAGAACAUCUACAGGAACUCACAGGAAACAACCCCGAGUGGUGGAACAAUAACACACAGUCCCAUGAGGACGUUACGGUACUGGACCAACUUCUACGAACAGACAACAGUAUGAACAAACAACUCAGGGACAUGGAGCUUAGACUUAGAAUCAAAGAAAAAGAGUGCAUGGAGUUACAGGCGGAGCUUGACGCCCUGGAGCAGGAGUGUUACAGCUAUCAAUCCCGUCUGAGCCAUUGCAAAGAAGAAAUAAACAAACUGACCACACGACAGAACGGCACCAGGAAGCGAUGUUGUGGAUCCUGUUUUAUUAUGUGUCUUUUCUUCCUGCUGCUGGUAGUUUUGGUGAUGGCAGCUCUGUGUUUGUACCAUCCACCUGCCAGAGAGCAGCUACGGCAGUUUUACUCUCUUUUGCAACAACGUAUGGCAGAGUACAUGAUACAAACAGCGUCAACACAACAUGGAGCUUGUGUUAGACCCGUGUGACCAGACAAAGAAACAAGAGCAAAGCCAAGAAUGUUCUAGAUAUUUGUUAUAUUAUUUUGCAUUUUUGUUUCUAAAUAUUUUUUGAAGACUUUGUACAUUUAAAAUGUAUUUUUAUUAAUUAACAUCAGUAACAAACAUGCCUAUUGUUUGCAUGUUUUUGUUUAAUGAACACAUUUACAUGUAUGGCUUAAAUAUUUGUAUGAGUUGAAUUGUAGCUUUUUGAAAUAGUCCUUUGUAUUUAAAUUGUUAUAGUACUUUUGUACAGAAUAGUAUUAAAGUUAAAUACUCAUACAUGUGCCCGUGUGGCUUGAACCGAACAUGAAAAAGAUGAAUUUAACUAUUUGUUUAUUGUUAAACGCUGAUGUAAUGUCAGAUAAACGUUGAAUAAAUUCCCAUUUAC